AUGGCGAGAGAAACUAGUUGUUUCGCCAAAGUCACUGCCGGAGUUGCCGUCGGCGGCGCAGUUGGCGGUGCCGUUGGUGCUGUCUAUGGAACUUACGAGGCGAUUAGAUUCAGGGUGCCUGGGCUUAUGAAGAUAAGGUACAUUGGGCAAACAACACUCGGCAGUGCAGCAGUUUUUGGGCUUUUUCUAGGUGCUGGCAGUUUGAUACACUGUGGAAAAUAA
Eruca vesicaria subsp. sativa (arugula) is the source of this 222-nucleotide messenger RNA. NCBI's taxonomy places the organism in Eukaryota, Viridiplantae, Streptophyta, Magnoliopsida, Brassicales, Brassicaceae. The record is from the annotation of a GenBank genome assembly.